Molecule: messenger RNA, 3624 nt
Organism: Astyanax mexicanus (Mexican tetra)
Lineage: Eukaryota; Metazoa; Chordata; Actinopteri; Characiformes; Acestrorhamphidae
Gene: racgap1
Product: Rac GTPase activating protein 1
Exons: 17
Coding region: 164-2077 (637 amino acids)
Biological process (GO): signal transduction
Source: RefSeq, a predicted model, not a curated record
AAAUGUAACUACACUCGCUGCUAAUCCGUUAGCGCUGUGCUCAGACCGACCCAGCUCUGAUGGGCAGGCAGCGAUUUAUAGUGUAAUUCAGCGGGUUUUCCCAAUUUCCUCCUGAUUAAUAUCAUCAGAACAGAUCACAGCGAGAGGACACAGCGCAGAGAACAUGGACACUGCUGUGAUGAACCUUUUUGGCAUUUUUGAAAAUCUAAGAGCCCAUGUUGACGUCCUCAGUGAAAGCAUCGAGCCUCAGUUCAUUCAGAUGGCCCUGAACUUUGAGGACUGUCGGCGUAAAUGGCUCCGAGUGGAGCAGGAUUUCGCCUCGUGUAAGGAGGUGCUUGCCAAGGCGGAGACUGAGAGAGGGGCUCUGGAGGUCAAACUUAAACACGCUCGUAACCAAGUGGACGUGGAAAUCCGGAGACGACAAAAAGCUGAAGCAGACUGCGAAAAGCUGGAUCGUCAGAUCCAGCUGAUCCGAGAUCUGCUGGUCACGGAGGGUUCUAGCAAUAGCAUCCAGCUGAAUGAUGAGCAACGCUCAGCCCUGGCUUUUCUUAAUGCACGCUCUCAGACACCUGCUAAUCUCAACAGCAGCCGAAGGUUGACCACCAUUGAUGAAUCUGCCUCAAUCCUAUCAGACAUCAGUUAUGAUAAAACUGAUGAUUCGUUGGACUGGGACUCCUCUGUUGUCAGAACUGUUCGACUGAAGAAACGUCAGAAGAGACGCUCCUCCCGAAACCACACUGAAGGUCCACCAGCUGCUGCCAAGCGGUCUCGAUCCACUGGCCGCACUUCUGAAAAGGGGAAUGAGUCUUUGGUGGCAAAGACUACUGUGACUGUGCCUAAAAAUGGAGGACCUAUAGAAGCUGUCACCACUGUUGAAGCUGUUCCUUAUUGGACCAGGAGCAGGAGAAAGACUGCUACUAUGGAUUGGGACACUGCAGACACUGAUUCUGUUCAGUCCAUGGACGUGUUCAAACAGCCCAGCCGGCCACAAAGAGAGAGCAGAGCAGAGCCCAGCACACCACAAGGUGGUGUCCGCCUGCAUGAGUUUGUCUCCAAAACGGUGAUCAAGCCUGAGUCCUGUGUUCCCUGUGGGAAGAGGAUCAAGUUUGGCAAAAUCUCUCUGAAAUGCAGGGAGUGUCGCGUAGUGGCCCACCCCGAGUGCCGUGACCGCUGCCCUCUUCCCUGUAUCCCCAACAUGGCUGGAACUCCUGUCAAGAUUGGAGAGGGCACUCUGGCAGACUUUGUGUCUUCUACAUCCCCCAUGAUCCCACCUUUGGUGGUUCACUGUGUGAAUGAGAUUGAGCAGAGAGGCCUACAUGAGACUGGUCUGUACCGCCUCUCCGGUGCUGAUCGUGUGGUGAAGGACCUGAAGGAGAAGUUCCUGCGUGGGAAGACUGUUCCUCUGCUCAGUAAAGUGGACGACAUCCAUUGCGUCACUGGCCUUCUUAAAGACUUCCUGAGAAAUCUCAAAGAGCCACUGCUAACGUUCCGGCUCAACCGCACCUUUAUGGACGCAGCAGAGCUUGCUGAUGAAGACAAUUCCAUUGCUCUCAUGUACCAGACUAUCAGUGACCUGCCUCAGCCCAACAGAGAGACACUGGCGUUCCUUAUCAUCCAUCUGCAGAGAGUUGCCCGAAGUUUAGACACCAAGAUGGAUGUGACUAACUUGGCUCGUGUGUUCGGCCCCACUCUUGUGGGUCACGCUGUUCCUGAUCCAGAUCCAAUGACCAUUCUACAGGACACUAAACGCCAGCCUAAGGUUGUGGAGCGCCUGCUGUGUCUGCCUGUCGAGUACUGGAGCCAAUUCAUGAUGGUGGAGCAGGACCAAGCUCACAAUGAUCACAUGGUCAUUGAGAAUGCCAAUGUCUAUUCCACUCCUGACCAAAAGAGCAGCAUCUUUGCCCCCCUCACCACUCCAGAGCAGCACAUGAGCAAAACUCCAUCCUCUAGCUCUCUUUCCCAGCGCGUGAGAAACGCUACACUCAAUGCCAUCACUCCCAAGUUUGGAAGCAAAAGCAAAUCGGCGGUGAGCUUCAGCCGCCAGGGGAACUUCUUCGCCUCUCCUCUGCUGAAGUAACCAGAGGCAGCUCUGCAACGCCUGUAGCUGCCCCGGGUGUAUAUUUGGGAAAUAGCUGCUAUAGAUAAAUAUAUAAAAGCAAGAUUCUGCACUGUUGUGUUAAUAGAAGGCUACAAGUAACAUCACCUGUUUUAAUUUUCCUUUUUCUAUCUACGUUUUUUUGUUUUACUCAUUUUAAGCUUUUAUACUAUAAUCAGACUCGCAAACCAAAGGGAUGAUCAAAAAUAUGCACUUCACUAGCAUUCAGAAACGUUGACUCCAAAGUUAAGAGAACCGUCGUUUUGGAUGGGAGUUCUUUCUCAAGAAGCCCAGAGUUGACGGUUAUAUUGGAGCUAUGUUUUGUGAACUACAAGCUUUGCCAGAGUAUGUGUGUCUGUUUUCCUUUUUAUUAGUAUUUUAUAAACCAUUUAAGCAGACUAAAUCAUUUUAACAGGUUUUGUGAAUGUUUCAUUUUUCCAAAAUGUUCUUUUUAUUUUGUACAUCAGUGAGCACAAAAAGUCCAGCAUGUGAUUUGUUUGAUCCUCACAACAGAGUACAAGUUAAAGAGCUUUUGGAAUAUUGAAAUUUGUAAUUUCCUAACUAUCUAUACGUGAUUUAUACAUCUAUGUACAAAUAUGUAAUAAGACUUAAGAGUUUGAGAGAAGUUAAUGAGGGGAAAAUGUAUUUUGUAAGGCUUGAUUGUUGUGAAUCUGAUCUCUUGGCCAAAACCAGCCUAAAGCAUCUUGUGGUGUGCUGAACAUCAGAAUGUGAGUGGACUGCUGGACGCUUUAUAUAGUAAAGGUUGAGAUUUUUCACACGUCUGUGCUUGCUAGAUCUUUGUAUGUUUUUGCUUUACUUGUUUUCAAUCAAAAUUUAUUACAGGUUUUUAUACAUACUGUAUUCAGAUUCACCAGUCAAUCGUUUGUAUACAAGCUUUUGUACUGAUGAUUAUUUAUUUGUACUCAUGCUAUAUGUAACUUACUUUGUAUUUGAAGCUACCAUUUAUAAGUAGGGACAACAGUCAGGACUUUAAUACUAAUUUUUUGACCGUUUGAGGCUGAAUUUGAAAACAAAAUUUGUGUAAAGUUAGUGUAAGAAGGAAGUAAUGACCUUUCAUUCAGUUUUCUACAUUUUUAAAAUUUUCUCCCCUCCACUUUGCAAAAAAAUUAAUUCCACCUUCAUUUGUUAUAAGAUUCAUCAAAAUGUGAUUUUUAGAUCUCCAUAUUAGUUUAAAAUGGUCAGAACUGAUUUGAUAAAGUUCACUGUUCUGUCACUGUCACACAAAAACUUGUAUCUCCAAAAAGGAAACUCUCAAUCAAAUUGUCAAAGUGUAACAGCCAUACAUGGAGAUAUAAGUUCUUUUUACAUGGCAGCAACAAUGUGCAAAGCUGAUAUGUAAAGUUUAGCUAUGGUUGAAUUGAAUCACAUGAUGAGGAGGGUUGCUGUAUAUGACUCUGUACACUACAGCUCAUCCUUUUCUUUAAAAGGACAGUGUUAACCAGAUGUAAUAUUACUGCAUGUAAUUUCUGCUGUCCUGUGUGUAAAAUACAUUCAUCUAUGGUAUGUAA